Paramisgurnus dabryanus is the source of this 2896-nucleotide messenger RNA. RefSeq names its product SAC1 like phosphatidylinositide phosphatase a (gene sacm1la). Gene Ontology annotation, biological process: phosphatidylinositol dephosphorylation. Gene Ontology annotation, molecular function: phosphatidylinositol-4-phosphate phosphatase activity. Lineage: Eukaryota; Metazoa; Chordata; Actinopteri; Cypriniformes; Cobitidae. The record is from RefSeq and is a predicted model, not a curated record. Gene Ontology annotation, cellular component: endoplasmic reticulum.
GCGGAUUGGCCAAACCCGGAAGUGAAGAUGGCGACCGCCUACGAAAGGUUCAAUCUGCAUGCAACACCUGAGAAGUUUUACAUUGAGGCUUGUGAUGAUGGUGCAAAUGAUGUGCUGGUUAUUGAUCGGGUGUCCACCGAGAUGACACUCGCAGGUUUGAGGGACAUACCCGCAUCUGGCGUAACCAGGCCAAUAUGUGGAAUCAUGGGAACUAUACGUCUGGUGGCCGGUAUGUACCUCAUUGUCAUCACCAGGAAAAGGAAAGUGGGCGACCUUUUUGGCCACACUGUGUGGAAAGCGCUGGAGUUUGAUGUGAUUUCUUAUAAGAAGACCAUUUUACACCUAACAGAUAUUCAGAUGCAAGACAACAAGACGUUUCUGGCUAUGAUUAACAACGUGCUCAACACUGACGGCUUCUACUUCUGCACAGACUAUGACCUGACCCACACCCAACAACGACUGUCCAACACCAGCCCGGACUUUCAGGAGAUGAGUUUGAUGGAGAGGGCAGAUCAGAGGUUUAUGUGGAAUGGAAACCUUUUGAGAGAAAUCAUUGCACAGCCCGAGCUCCACAAAUUUGCAUUUCCUGUCAUCCAUGGAUUUAUUGUAAUGAAGCCAUGCUGCAUCAAUGGAAAGGUCUUUGAAUGGAUCCUCAUCUCUAGACGGAGCUGUUUCAGAGCUGGCGUGCGAUAUUACGUCAGAGGAAUUGACUCGGAGGGACAUGCUGCUAACUUUGUCGAGACCGAACAGAUAGUCCAUUUCAAUAAUGCCAGGGCGUCCUUUGUGCAGACACGAGGCUCAAUGCCCUUCUACUGGUCACAGAGACCCAACCUGAAGUACAAACCCAAGCCGCAGAUACGCACCGACACCAAUCACAUGGAUGGAUUCAGGAGACAUUUUGAGUCCCAGGUUCUCAUUUAUGGAAAGCAAGUGAUUCUGAAUUUGGUGAAUCAGAAGGGAUCUGAAUUGCCUCUUGAACAGGCCUUCGCCAAAAUGGCCAACGGCAUGGAAAACGGACUGAUCAAGUACAUAGCCUAUGACUUCCACAAAGAAUGCAGUAAGAUGAGAUGGCAUCGCCUCCAGAUUUUAGUUGAUGCUGUUGCCGAUAUGCAAGAUGAAUUUGGGUACUUCAUGCUGAAUUCAGAUGGGAAGGUGGUAUCGGAGCAGUCGGGAACGUUUCGCAGUAACUGUAUGGACUGCUUAGACCGUACCAAUGUCAUUCAGAGCCUGCUGGCCAGGCGUUCUCUGCAAAACCAACUACAGAGGAUGGGUGUCCUCCACGUGGGCCAGAAGAUCGAGGAACAGGCUGAUUUCGAGAAAAUCUAUAAGAACGCGUGGGCGGACAACGCCAAUGCCUGUGCUAAACAGUAUGCGGGAACGGGAGCCCUCAAAACCGACUUCACCAGAACCGGGAGGAGAACUCAUUGGGGCUUAGUAAUGGACGGCUGGAACUCGAUGAUCCGCUACUACAAGAACAAUUUCUCAGACGGGUUCAGACAAGACUCUAUUGAUCUCUUUCUUGGAAACUAUACGGUGGAUGAAACCGAUGCUGGGCUGCAGGCACUGCAUGCGCAGAAGGACUGGAAGUUCCUCAUGCUUCCUGUUAUUAUGGUGGUGGCUUUCUCCAUGUGCAUCAUCUGUCUCCUAAUGGCUGGUGACACUUGGACGGAGACCCUGGCAUAUGUGUUAUUCUGGGGCACGGCGAGCGCUCUCACAGCCGCUGUCGUUAUAGUCAACGGACGAGAAUUUGUGGACGCUCCCAAACUGGUCCAGAAAGAGAAGAUGGAUUGAAUGAGAAAACCUCUUCCCUCUUCUGCUCUUCAUUUUUCCUCUCAAAUGCAUCAGGCUUGGAGUUUAUACUGACUGCACACUACAAAUUCCCUUUGAAUCAUGUGACAUGGUGCCUAAACUUCAUGACAAUACCUUAAAUUUUACUUAAGUUAAGUGGUGUCAGUUCACAAUUGCACAUGGGUUUGCACACGAUCUCUGACCAGUGUUGUGUCUAAAUUAACUAGUUGUAAUGUUAGCUAUUGUUAUUAUUGCAUCAUGCACACAUUGGCCCAGUCUACAUCACGUCUUAUUAAUAAAGAUUCACUUAGAUUGGUACACAAAUGAUGUUACAUUCCUCAUCUCGGCUCUUCAGAUUUGCCUUACCUUGGUUUAUUUUUUGUUGUUGCAGUGGCAGUUUGUGUUUCAAUGUAGUUACUUUUUGUUCAGCCAGCAAAUUUAUGGUUUUGUUCUGUGAUAAAUUCUGAGAUUGGACAGCUAGGGCCCGGCAAGAGGGAGGGAGGAGUUUUAAGCACCAUUUCUCUGUAAGUUUACAGACAGCACUUUUCUGUCUAGCCUCUUCAUGGACCGAUAAGCAUUAAAAGAAAGACAUAAACUCACACUUUAAUGGCUUUUUGACUUUUUUUCCCAAAGUUCUCAGUGCCGUGGCAGUUCAUUAGACAGAAAUAGACUUUGUUAAUGGCUUAUAUCAGAAUAUCUGUCAAUUUGACUUGCACUUAAUUCACGUAUCGUGUCAACUGUGAACGUAUUAGCAUCAUUCAGACAAGUGACUUUAUGAACAUAAUAUAUCAGAAGAAAAUGAAAUUACAAAGGCUCUUUAGGUUCACUUUAAUGAUGGGAUGUUUUAUUAUGGCUUACCUUUAACGCUAUCUAGCCUUUUUCCUAGUAACACAAUAAUCUGGGAUGGGAUUUUUUGCUAUGCGAUUGAGCACUUGAAUUCAUUUGAGGUCUUCCGUUUUAAUUUAUUAUUAUCUUUAAAAGUGGACUUUUGGUUUAAUCCGAUGUACACAAAGAAUGUAUUUUCUUAUGUAUCCUAUGUGUGUUUUAAUGAUCUUUAAGUGGGAUUCAAUAAAUAAACAAUUACUUUGUGUGCAAAGAUCAAUAAAAA